UAUCUUUUGCUGAUAACCUUUAAAAUGAAAAUAUAAUUUCGUUUCUACUUUUCUUCCUUCCUCCUCUUCGGCUUUAAAAACACUAUCGAUGAUUAGUAUUAGGUACAAUGUUCUGAAUUAUCUGCAUUGAUAAGCAGCUCCAUUCUAAUUUGCUCAGUCAGUUAUCUUUCUGAUUGUCAAUCGGUGAUUGUGGAUAAAUACACUUGAUUUAAAAGCAAAUUCAUCACAAGUUCACCGGGCGUUAUAAACAUUUUGUUACGUUUUGACUCGUUUAAUCCAAGUUUAUGGACUUCGUGAUGGCACAAUUUGAUCAACAACGAUUUAUUUUUAAAGUAUAAUAAUAUUUCUUCUAAACUAUCUUAAUUUUACUAAUCAUUAUCCAAUUCCACCUUAAAUAAUCAACAUUUUUCCACCAUUAAAACAUCGUUUAAAACACAUGAUACUGUAAACAACCUUUUAAUAUGUUUUGAGUAUAAUAAUUAUGGAUCUCUUUAUUUCCCUGCAUAAAGUCACCUUAUUAUCUACAUUUAAAAACGAAAGUCGGCUCUUAACCCGACAUUUUUCCAGUUUGUGGAGCCAUCCAAAUGAAAAGGUUACAACUGAUCCGAAACAACAAUUGCCGAAGAAUAGCUAUUGGUAUGGAACUAAUACCCAAAGUGAAAAGCCUUUCUUAUUAAAAGACUCGAUUAAACAGAUUACUAUUCAAACUUGUGGUCCAUUGUAUGCGGAAUGGAGAGAAACAAGAAAAGCCUAUGUUGGUGCUCCUAAAGAAGGUCUAUCUUUUAAUGUUGAGUAUGUGGAUACCAAAGAGUAUGUCAACAAUGAUAAAGCCCCGGUAUUAUUAACUCUACAUGGUGCUCCUGGUUCACAUGAAGCCUUCCAUCCAUUGAUUAAUCAUCUAGCACCUAAAGGAGUUCGUGUCAUCGCCCCGAAUUGGCCAGAAUAUGCCGCAAUUGAUUGGUCAAAAUAUUUUCGUCAUUCAACUGAAGAGAAAACUAACUUUCUUCAUGAUUUUCUCAGAGCGAUAGACGUCGAUAGGUUGGAUACAGUUGUUUCACACAGUAGUGGGAUUUAUCCUUCUCUUUCAUUGUAUAGUGACAAAAAAUUUCCAAUUAAGUCUAUUGUUUUAAUUUCUCCUGGUGCACAUCGAAGAACUGCAGGAAUGAAGCCAGCCUGGUUUACCGACAAUCUUGUUCGAUUCACACUUAACCCAAUUGGCCGUACGAUUUAUCGCAAAUGCUAUAAAUAUGCUUUUAAACUCAUAAAGCCAAAAAUAGAGGCCAAUAAUCCUGAUAAUGUUAUCCUCGCAGCAACUGUCAUGCAUCUAUCUGGAUGGACUAGACAGUUGCCUGAACUUUUGGAAGUUGUUAGGCAACAGAAACCAAAUUUGCUGUAUAUAUUUGGUGAUCAGGACAAAUUGAUUGAGAAAGAAUUUUUUUACGAAAUUGCUCAAAUUCUAGGUGCUAAAGAUGUUCAUUAUACUAAUUAUGAUGGUGAAGGAAAUUGUUUAGCAGCAGGCUCAAAAGACGAUUGGAUUCAAAUAAUGAAAUUCGAGAAAGCUGGUCAUUAUCCAUUUCUAAAAUAUGCAAAUAUUGUCAAUCUAGCUAUUGAAGAAUUCAUCAAAAAAUAAUUUUCUAAAUUCAAUUUCGAUCUAUCCAAGAAUAUAGAUGUAAUUAGCUUAAAGUAAAUUGUUUUGGCACAUCAAGUUGGUUGUAUCGUCAUUGAUUAGAACCAAUGUAAGCUUAUUUCAGUUUAAGUCAAUUCUGAGUAUUUAAAAUCACGGCAAAUUGCUCAUCUGUGUAAUUUGAUUGUCCAUUGAAAUUGGCGCCAGCUUUGAAAGUCUUUUACCAGAAUAUCAAGAAUAUUUCAAUUCCUUAUUUCACAUGUUGUUAUAAAUUGGAGGUAUCAAUGAUGGAGAAGAGACAUUAAACCCAAUGGUUUUUUUGAUUCAUUGAAAAGGGUUACGUUUUUAAAAAUUAUUAUUAUAUUUUAAGUCACUCAAUAAAUUCGUACUUC
Molecule: messenger RNA, 2016 nt
Organism: Tetranychus urticae (two-spotted spider mite)
Lineage: Eukaryota; Metazoa; Arthropoda; Arachnida; Trombidiformes; Tetranychidae
Source: RefSeq, a predicted model, not a curated record